GCAUGGAGAACUGUCAUAAUCGCUGCAUAACAUAAACACGAGGUACCAUAAUUAUUGAUAGCGUGUUGAAAAUGAGUGCAUCUCGAAUUUUGCAGCUCCAAAAGUUAUCCAAAUUAAUUCCAACCAAUCGGAGAUUAGUCAUCAGUGGGUUUAAUUUCAAUAACAAAUCGGUGAACGAUAAAUACGGUCUCAGAACUCCAGUAUGGCAUCAGGCACCGUCGAUUCGUUGUCUGAGCACUCAAGCGGCUCAAGAAAAGAGUGGUUUUAAUUCGAUUAUACGUGACUCGGAAAAAACCGUUGGUCCUAGUGACAAGCAUGAGUUCCAGGCAGAAACGCGAAUGUUGCUGGACAUCGUAGCAAGGUCGCUGUACUCAGAUAAGGAAGUUUUUGUACGAGAGCUAAUUUCCAAUGCAAGCGAUGCUCUGGAAAAGUUUCGCUAUACGAUUCACACGGCUGGCGAAGGGGAGAAAGAUUUUUCCGAACCGGACCGAUCACUGGAGAUUCAUAUUGGUACCAACAAACAGGACCGUGUUUUCACUCUUCAAGACACGGGUAUUGGAAUGACGAAGGAAGAAUUAAUAUCCAACCUGGGAACUAUUGCUCGAUCUGGUUCGAAACACUUCAUGGAGCAGAUUAAAGAGAAAGGCUCAAGCGCCGAGAAUGCUCAAAAUAUCAUUGGUCAGUUUGGUGUUGGUUUCUAUUCUGCAUUUAUGGUGGCAGAACGAGUUGAUGUCUUUACCAGAUCUUCCAAGGUUGGUUCUAUUGGUUACAAGUGGACGUCCGAUGGAACGGGCAAUUUCGAAAUUCAAGAGGCAGAAAAUGUUCAGCCUGGAACAAAAAUCGUUGUGCAUCUGAAGGCUGAUUGUCGUGAGUUUGCGGAUGAGGAUCGUAUCCGGGAAGUUAUCCGAAAGUACAGCAAUUUUGUUGGAAGCCCAAUCUAUCUCAAUGGGAAACAAGCCAAUCAAAUUCAACCGAUUUGGCUGAUGGAACCCAAGGAAGUGUCGCAGGAUCAACACAAUGAAUUUUAUCGAUUUGUGGGAAACACUUUUGAUAUUCCCAGGUUUACGUUGCAUUACAAAACCGAUGUACCACUAAGCAUACGGGCACUUCUUUACUUUCCGGAAGGGAAACCUGGUCUUUUUGAGAUGUCUCGCGACUCCGACAUUGGAGUAGCUCUUUACACACGUAAAGUUCUUAUCCAAUCAAAAACUGAAAACCUGUUGCCGAAAUGGCUUCGUUUCGUAAAGGGUGUCGUUGAUUCGGAGGACAUACCCCUAAACCUUAGUCGAGAGUUACUUCAAAAUAGUGCAUUGAUUCGUAAACUGCGAACAGUACUAACUAAUCGCGUUCUCCGAUUUUUACAAGAUCGUGCCACGAAGGAACCGGAUAAUUACGACAAAUUUUAUGUAGACUAUGGUCUUUUCCUAAAAGAAGGGAUUGUUACUAGUACCGAACCCCAGGAGAAGGAGGAAAUCGCCAAAUUACUCCGUUUUGAAACUAGCAAGGAGGCAGGAAAAAAAGUCAGCCUUCCCGAAUACUGUAACCAACAAUUGGAAGGGCAAAAAGAUAUUUACUAUUUGGCAGCACCCAAUCGAACCCUUGCCGAAGCAUCUCCUUACUAUGAGUCGCUCAAAAAGAAGGGUAUAGAAGUUCUUUUCUGCUAUGAGGCCUACGAUGAGCUAGUAUUGAUGCAACUUGGACAAUUUCUCGGAAAAAAUUUAGUAUCAGUGGAAAAAGAAAUGCGACGAUCGGAGAAAUCGGAUGACGCAACUGAUCAGAUGAUCGAAGGUUCGUUACUUAAAACGCAGGUGGAUGAAUUACUUCCAUGGAUUAAACAGAAGUUAGCCGGAAAGGUGGCCAACGUGAAAACAACCAACAAGCUCGAUACCCAUCCGUGCGUGAUAACGGUAGAGGAGAUGGCUGCUGCGCGUCACUUUGUAAAAACUCAAACUCACAACAUGAGUGAAGAGAAUCGAUAUGCUUUGCUACAACCACAGUUGGAAGUGAAUGCUAAACAUCCGAUCAUCAAAAAGUUACACAAACUGGUAUCAUCCGAUCCGGAAUUAGCAGAGCUUCUAGCCAAGCAGUUAUUUUCAAAUGCCAUGGUCGGAGCAGGCCUCGUAGAAGAUCCUCGAAUGCUACUCACGAGUAUGAACGAGCUGCUGGAGAAAGUGUUGGAUAAACAUUAGACGAAUUGGUUUUAUGUAUGCUUGGGACUAAAUGAAUAUAGGAAAUACUAUAAAACGAAAAUUAGAAUGUAAACAAAAUUCCGUUGUCCAUGUAAAUCAGGUAGUUUCUAACUAUAUUGGGCUGAGCCCAUAACCGAAGUACUUGAAAAAUCCUAUUACUAAAGUUUACCUAAUCAGGCUCCACAUCCAUGUUUCAAUAUUGCGAAGCAAUCAAAACUUCUAGAUAGCCGAAGUUGUACUUUGUUUAUUUUGUACUUGUCUUUCCAGGCUGGCUAAAAGGCUGAUCGCAUUAGGCCGAUCCGACCGAUCCGAGCUCUCCGGCGUCUCCUUUUUUUCUGCUUCGGCUAUGACUGAACUGCACAUGUAGCUGUGUGCAUGUGCAGCUCAGCCAUAGUCGAAGCAGAGAAAAAGUCAACGCCAGAGAGCUCGGAUCGGUCGGAUCGGCAUAAUGCGGAUAGCCUUUAAGACCCUGGUAGAUUCACCACGCGGGAUGCUCGCCUGUUAGGUUUUUUACCGUCACUGCUAACCUCAAUCGGAUGAACACAUUUUGACAGUCCAGCAGUACUGUUUGUAAACAGAAAUUUCUUUUGUUUGUUUAUUGACAAAUUGAAUCAGACCAUUUACGGUCCGUAUCACCUAAAUAAAGUUUUAAAACAUUUGUUCACGAUUGAAUACGAUUCGUUUUUGAUAUUUAUUAAAUAAAAGUGACUAGUUGCAAAGUGUAAAGAUGAUUGUUUUAGAUGCGCUCUUCGAUUUUUGUUUAAGCUUGUUUGUAAACAGUACCGCUGAUCUGUCAAGGAUGAAUACUUGUUCAUUUGUGUCGUCACGAUAAAAAACCUAGUAGGGAUGGUAAUUAGGUUUUGCACAAUGACGACAAAAAUGAACUGUCGAUGAAUCAAAUUCAUCUUUGAGAUUUGUCGAGGUCACAUCACACAACUCACAUAGUAAGGCCCAGAAUUUCAUCCAAGCUCGCAUGAAUCAUAUACCGUUUUCGUUUUAGAACCUACACGCGGGCAACUCUGAAUCCGAGUAAAACGAACACGUGUUACGCGCCCUAGACAACAACUCAUAUAAAAAAUAAAAAAUAAACAAACUCGGCUGGAUGCGUGGUGCGACCCGAGAAAAUUUUCAGAGCGAAACUACGCGAUUGGAGUCCGAUCUAGAGCGACACCAGGUUGCUAAAACAAACUCAUCAAAAGUUGUUUUGGCGACUCUGGGUCAGCUCUCGGGCUGCUCUGAUCAAUAAACGAAAACGGUAAUAGUCACGCGCGUGUGAUUUAAUCAUUUAAUGCAAUUGAUCAAAGCAAACAAGUUAGGGAAUGAUCACAAGUGUUCUAGUUCUAGAUGCAUAAUUUAUGUCAGUUUUUUUAAUUUAAAUCUAUAAUUUAUAAGAAAAUAAACUGGCAGCCUCAGCAGCGUUUUAUCUGUG
Messenger RNA from Malaya genurostris, 3618 nucleotides. It is a transcript of the gene Trap1, whose product is annotated as heat shock protein 75 kDa, mitochondrial. Gene Ontology annotation, cellular component: mitochondrial inner membrane. The transcript has 3 exons. Gene Ontology annotation, molecular function: protein kinase binding; ATP binding; ATP hydrolysis activity. Bases 72 to 2189 code for a protein of 705 amino acids. The record is from RefSeq and is a predicted model, not a curated record. Gene Ontology annotation, biological process: protein folding. Lineage: Eukaryota; Metazoa; Arthropoda; Insecta; Diptera; Culicidae.